This is a messenger RNA of Medicago truncatula (barrel medic), 2699 nucleotides long. Its product is annotated as putative pentatricopeptide repeat-containing protein At1g12700, mitochondrial. Gene Ontology annotation, molecular function: mRNA binding; protein binding. NCBI's taxonomy places the organism in Eukaryota, Viridiplantae, Streptophyta, Magnoliopsida, Fabales, Fabaceae. The transcript is spliced from 2 exons. Bases 109 to 1527 code for a protein of 472 amino acids. The record is from RefSeq and is a predicted model, not a curated record.
UGAUAGGAAGAGGCAUUCCAGUCUAUCAAAUGUCGAUUCAUUCACAAUAAUAAUAAUAAUAAUAAUAGUAAUAUCAAUGUUGAUGAUAUCGUUUCCUCAUUCCAUCACAUGCUCCAAAUUUCUCCAACCCCGCCCAUUCUCCAAUUUAACCACAUUUUAGCUUCCCUUGUUAAGAUCAACCAUUACCCUACCGCUAUUUCUCUUUUUCGUCAAUUAGAAUUCAAUGGAAUUAAACCAUCUAUCGUCACUCUCACUAUUUUGAUGAAUUGUUACUGCCACACCGGCGGAAUAACUUUUCUCUUUUCAAUACUCACCAAAAUUCUCAAGAUGGGUUACGAGCCCAAUUCCAUAACAUUCACUACCCUUAUCAAAGGCAUGUGUCUUAACGGUCAAGCUUACGAGGCUCUACUUUUCCACGACCAUGUGGUUGCACAUGGAUUUAAGCUGGACCAAGUUAGUUACGCUAUCCUGAUGAAUGGGUUAUGUAAAAUGGGAGAAACAAGAGCAGCUAUGCAAAUGCUGAGAAAAACAUGGGUUAACGCUGACGUGGUAAUGUAUAGCACAAUCAUUGAUAGUUUGUGUAAAGGAAAAUUUGUAACCGAUGCUUAUAGGUUAUAUUCUGAAAUGAUUGCCAAGGGGAUUUUUCCAAAUGUUUAUACUUUUAGCAUACUAGUUGACGCACUAUGCAAGGAUCGAAAGGGGAAACAAGCUAUGAAUUUGUUGGCUAUGAUGAUGAAAAAAGGUGUAAAACCGAAUGUUGUUACUUAUGGUGCUAUAAUGGAUGGAUAUUGCUUAGUUAAUCAAGUGAACAAGGCUUUAAAUAUAUUCAAUGUGAUGGUCCAGGAGGGAGUGGAGCCGAAUGUUUGGUGCUACAAUAUCAUUAUUAAUGGAUUGUGCAAGAAAAAAAGGGUGGAUGAAGCCAUGAAUCUCUUUAAAGAGAUGCAUUGGAAAAAGAUUAAUCCUGAUGUGGUAACUUACAAUAUCCUUAUUGAUGGUUUGUGCAAAUUAGGGAAAAUCUCAACUUCUUUGGAGCUUGUUGAUGAGAUGCGUAGUAUAGGGAAAACGGUCGAUAUAAUCACUUAUAAUUCUUUAUUGCAUGCUUUAUGCAAAAAUCAUCAUCUCGACCAGGCAAUUACAUUGGUUAAGGAAAUUAAAGACCAAGGUAUUCAGCCAAAUGUUUGCACAUAUACUACACUAAUUGAUGGACUAUGCAAAGAUGGAAGACUUGAGGAUGCAUAUGUGAUUUUUCAGGAGAUUUUAACUGAAGGCUAUCAUAUAACUGUUUGGACGUAUAAUGUUAUGAUAAAUGGGCUUUGUAAGAAGGGUUUGUUUGAUGAAGCACUUGCCUUGUUAUCAAGAAUGGAAGACAAUGCUUGCAUUCCUGAUGCUGUAAGUUAUGAAACAAUUAUUUAUGCUCUCUCUGAAAAAGGUGAGACAGUUAAGACAAAUAAACUUCUAUGUGCAAUGAUUGUGAGAGGUCUUUCUAAAAGAUUAAAAAAAAAAGUUAAGCUGUUGUUUAGUAACUAAUUGUUAUUUUAGAUUCAUUUUAAUAUUGUAUAAAAGAAAUAUAAGUUGAGGGACUCCAAGGUGUCUUAAAUUAUAUGUUCUCGUUCGUUAUUACAUUCAUUCUGUAACUACUUUUUAAAUUGCACAAGUUAACUUAUGCAGUUUUUACAUACUUUUUUAGCUCCAUAGAUUAGUAGAUCCUCACCUCUUUCUAUAGUGAAGUGUUGGCUUGUCAGGUUAGCAAGAAUUAAGCACACAAGAUACACAGAGGAAAUAGAAACUUUGGGGAUUACUAUUUUCAAUGAAUUUGGGUUUGUAUGUUUAUGUCCAAAUUAUAUGUAGUGGCAUAUAUUGUUAGAUGAAAUCUGUGUAUGUUUCACAUACAAUCUGUACUUUCUAUAAAAACAUUAUGAAAAAGAACCAGAAUUAUAAGAUGGCAGCACGUGACCUUAAUUUCAAUUGCAAGGGAAGGGAAGGACAGAGACAAUUACAGAUACAUGUGUCAACUCGUAUAGUUCAAGUUUCAUUGUCAUUACAAUAGAUUUUUAACAAAUUAUCAAUUGCCGUUCUUGUCAAAAUUGUUGGUUAUAAUUUAGUCUAAUUCUGUUAAUGAUGUUUUUUUUACGUUUAGCAUGACAACUAUUGCCGAUCUUAAUGACAAGUGGGCUGCAUAUGCGAGUCUGGAGGAUGGAAUGAUACACCCAAUUUUUUUAAUGUUGCUUAAAUGUUUAUCAAGCAAUUAGGGAUCUAAGAGUUUAAGCCUUUUCAUUUGUUUUAAUUUUGGUUAUUAAUAAGGGGUAACAAAUCAUUUCUGCUAUUAGGCUCACACACCAAUUAAUCAUGCCAAUUAUUUUUUUCUACCGUGUUACAUAUAAUUAUUUAUAAUUGUUAAGGUUCAGUUUGAGCUCUCCUUUUUUGCUCUGAAUCCCAAGUUAAAUGUUCUGGCUCCAUGGAGGGAGUGGAUAUUACAGGGAGAGAAGAUGCUAUUGAGUAUGCCAAGAAGCAUAACGUUCCGAUUCCUAUAACCAAAAAAUCCAUAUAUAGUAGGGAUAGGAACCUUUGGCACAUAAAUCAUGUCUCAUGAGGGUGAUGUUUUGGAAGAUUCAGCAAAUGAACCAAAAAAGGAUAUCUACAUGUUGACUGUAGACCCAGAGGACGCUCCAAAUCAACCAGACUAAGCAUGUUGUUAACAG